Messenger RNA from Ascochyta rabiei, 1530 nucleotides. RefSeq lists its product as uncharacterized. Gene Ontology annotation, molecular function: monooxygenase activity; oxidoreductase activity, acting on paired donors, with incorporation or reduction of molecular oxygen; iron ion binding. The transcript is spliced from 3 exons. The record is from RefSeq and is a predicted model, not a curated record. Lineage: Eukaryota; Fungi; Ascomycota; Dothideomycetes; Pleosporales; Didymellaceae. Bases 1 to 1530 code for a protein of 509 amino acids.
AUGUCAUCAGUAAAUUUUGGUGUCUUACUCAUUGUUCUGUUCUUGAGCCGCGCUGCAUACCGACUCUGGUUCAGUCCGCUAUCCCAUAUUCCAGGCCCGAGACUCGCAGCUCUGACUUCCUGGUACUGUGCCUACCAUGAUAUUAUACGCGGCGGUCAGUACGUAUGGGUUAUUGAGGCCAUGCACCAGAGAUACGGUCCAAUCGUUCGAAUAAGACCUGACGUCGUGCACGUGAAUGACCCGAGCUUCAUCGAGCAGCUGUACCCACUGUCACCUCACCUACGCCGUGAACGCGCACAGACAUUCUUGAAUCUUUUUGCCGAGUACCUGUCAGUGCUCCCAACAAAGGAUCAUCAACUCCAUCGUCAACGUCGCGCUCUACUGAGUCGCUACUUCUCGCAACGGAACGUUCGCCGUUUAAUGCCAGUCAUCAACGAUACAUUGGCAAGAUUGCUUCAUCGCAUGGAGGUAUGGGCGCGAAACGGGACUCCUGUUGCACUCAACGCGGCAUACAAAGCUGCCACCAAAGACAUCAUUCAAGUCUACGCUCUUGGAGAUGGUCAAAGAUGUUUAGAGAUGGAGGAUCUCAAUGCACCAUUUUUCAAGAUCUUGAACACUGAACGCUUGUCUCAUGUCAGCGUUCACUUCCACUGGGUUCCGACACUCUUGGCGAGUCUCCCACCGCGGUUGCUCAUCGCUUUGAACCCAUCCAUAUCAGCUUUCGCUCGCUUUAUUGAGGAUCUCACCACCAAGAUUGAAGGCAUCCGCCAGACUGCGAAAGAUGAUCCAGGCCAAACAAUCUUUCAUGAGAUCUUGCGCGGUGACAUAUCUUCUGAAGAAAAGUCCACGCCCCGCCUCGUCGACGAAGCAAUGGUCCUCACAAUAGCAGGGGCAGACACAACGGCCUCAACACUUACUGCUCUGACUUAUCAUGUCCUUAGCGAUCCUUCCAUCUUUGUGCGGCUCAGGAACGAGUUAGAGUCCGUUAUGCCUGAUCUAGACCAAGCCCCGGACCCAAAAGCGCUCGACACAUUGCCUUAUCUCAACGCGCUUAUUGAAGAAUCGCUCCGUCUUUACCCUGCUGGUUCGCAUCGCCAGGAUCGCGUGGCUCCAGACGAGGAGCUCAUUUUUACGUAUCCCAAUGGGCAAACACUCCGCAUACCCGCUGGAACAAUAGUCGGUAUGACUGCGCCACUCGUCAAUCGUCAUCCUGCGUGGUACGAAGAUCCCGAAGUGUUCAGCCCUGACCGGUACCUGGAGAACCCCAAGCUAUUAAGACGCCAUUUUACAUUCUCAAGGGGUACGCGCCAGUGCCUUGGCAUGAAUCUUGCGUAUCAAGAGCUACAAACCUUCACGGCUGGCAUAUUCCGCAAGUACAGCAUCUACGACAGCGCGCUGCAGACCCAGAAGGGCCCUACACUCGAGCUCUUCAAGACGGGGAUCGAGGACAUCAAGAUGCACGCGGAUUACGUUACACCUGGUGUACGGCCUGGUAGUCAAGGUGUGAGGGUAGUGAUUCGGAACCCUUAG